Coccidioides immitis RS is the source of this 1439-nucleotide messenger RNA. RefSeq names its product formate dehydrogenase. Gene Ontology annotation, molecular function: formate dehydrogenase (NAD+) activity; oxidoreductase activity, acting on the CH-OH group of donors, NAD or NADP as acceptor; NAD binding. The transcript is spliced from 6 exons. Bases 182 to 1297 code for a protein of 371 amino acids. Lineage: Eukaryota; Fungi; Ascomycota; Eurotiomycetes; Onygenales; Onygenaceae. Gene Ontology annotation, cellular component: cytosol. The record is from RefSeq and is a predicted model, not a curated record.
GCAUCGCUCCUCUCACGGCAUCGUUCCUCCAUCUCAGUUUAAGGUCAACCGCCAUUAUCAGUCCUACAUUGGCUGAGUUCACGAGUAUAAGAAGCUUGGAGCGUCCCUGACCAGCAAGUCUCAUCCUCCUAUCCACAAGUAACUUAACAAAGCUUGCUUGUUGUUUUACAUUUCUUUCAAGAUGGGUAAAGUUCUUAUGGUUAUGUAUGACGGUGGGGAGCAUGCGAAGCAGCAGCCUGGUUUAUUGGGAACAACAGAAAAUGAGCUUGGAUUAAGAAAAUGGCUUGAGGAGAGAGGCCACACCUUGGUAACCACAUCUGACAAGGAGGGAUCGAACUCUACCUUUGAGCGCGAGCUUGUUGAUGCGGAGAUCAUCAUCACUACACCGUUCCAUCCCGGUUAUCUCACCGCAGAGCGUCUGGCCAAGGCCAAGAACCUCAAACUUGCCAUCACAGCGGGUGUUGGUUCCGACCAUGUUGACCUGAAUGCCGCCAAUAAGACCAACGGAGGUGUCACUGUCGCUGAAGUCACUGGCUGCAAUGUCGUGUCUGUUGCCGAACAUGUCGUUAUGACCAUCUUAGUCCUCGUCCGCAAUUUCGUCCCGGCCCAUCAACAAGUUGCCAGCGGUGAAUGGGACGUUGCUGCCGUUGCUAAAAACGAGUAUGACCUUGAGGGUAAGGUCGUCGGAACUGUAGCUGUUGGCCGCAUUGGCGAGCGUGUGCUUCGCCGUCUUAAGCCCUUCGACUGCAAGGAGCUUCUUUAUUAUGACUACCAGCCCCUCAGCCCUGAGGUCGAGAAGGAAAUUGGAUGCCGUCGUGUUGAGAACUUGGAGGAGAUGUUGGCACAGUGUGAUGUUGUCACUAUCAACUGCCCUCUCCACGAGAAGACACGUGGCUUGUUCAACAAGGAACUCAUUUCUAAGAUGAAGAAAGGCUCAUGGCUUGUAAACACCGCCCGUGGGGCUAUCGUCGUCAAGGAGGAUGUCGCAGAAGCUAUAAAAUCAGGCCAUCUCCGUGGAUAUGGCGGUGACGUCUGGUUCCCACAACCUGCUCCCAAAGACCACCCACUACGCUAUGUCCAGGGCCCAUGGGGCGGCGGCAAUGCCAUGGUCCCUCACAUGUCUGGAACUUCCAUUGAUGCACAAAUCCGCUAUGCACAGGGCACGAAGGACAUCCUUGAAUCGUACUUCUCCGGCAAGUUCGAUUACAAACAAGAAGAUUUGAUUGUUCAUCAGGGCGACUAUGUCACAAAGGCCUACGGACAGAGAAAGAAAAUCCAGGAGGAGCAACGGAACUAGGAGAAUGCAGGAGCUUAGGACUUCGGCAAAUGUUGCAAGCAAAUAACGAGAUGUUUCGCUGCAAUGGACUGCAAGGCUGGUGUAUCUUAACGAUAGCAUCCGAAUAAGGAUAUUAUGAUUAAUGCAAUGAAUUGAAAGAGGC